Hevea brasiliensis (rubber tree) is the source of this 1578-nucleotide messenger RNA. RefSeq lists its product as uncharacterized. The coding region runs from base 1 to 1578 and encodes 525 amino acids. Lineage: Eukaryota; Viridiplantae; Streptophyta; Magnoliopsida; Malpighiales; Euphorbiaceae. The transcript is spliced from 8 exons. The record is from RefSeq and is a predicted model, not a curated record. Gene Ontology annotation, molecular function: nucleic acid binding. Gene Ontology annotation, biological process: DNA integration.
AUGGCCAUUUUCUCUGAUUUUAUUGAGGAAAUUGUGGAAGUUUUCACAGAUGAUUUUUCUGAAGCUCUUAUAACAGCCCCUAUUAUGCAACCUCUGGAUUGGUCAUUACCAUUUGAGAUUAUGUGUGAUGCUAGUGACUUUGCUGUGGGAGCUGUACUUGGUCAGAAAAAAGAGAAGAGGUCUUAUGCAAUCUAUUAUGCCAGCAAAACUCUAGAUGAUGCUCAAGUAAAAUAUGCCACCACUGAGAAAGAAUUUUUAGCUAUGGAGUUUAACUUACAAAUUAAAGAUAAAAAGGGAGUUGAAAAUGUUGUGGUGGACCAUCUAUCAAGGAUUAAGUAUGAGAGUAAGGAUGAAAAUGAAGAGGAAUUGCCAAUUGGUGAGUUUUUCUCAAAUGAGCAAUUGCUAGUUGUUGUUGCUGCACUGCCAUGGUUUGCAGAUUUUGUCAAUUACCUAUGUAAUGAUGGCCUUGUUAGAAGGUGCAUGCCUGAAGAGGAAAUAGGAAACAUUUUAGAGCACUGUCAUUCUUCUGACUAUGGAGGUCAUUUUUGUGUGGAUAAAACAUUUGAAAAUCUUUUGAAGAAAUAUGGGGUUACUCAUAAGGUAUCUACACCUUAUCAUCCUCAGACUAGUGGGCAAGUUGAAGUAUCUAAUAGGAAAUUGAAGAGAAUUCUGGAAAAAAUUAUUAAUCAUUCAAGGAAGGAUUGGUCAUUGAGGCUAGAUGAUGCAUUAUGGGCGUACAGGACAGCUUAUAAGACACCCAUUGGAACUAUACCUUUUAAGCUAGUCUAUGGGAAAUCAUGUCAUUUGCCAGUUGAGUUGGAACACAAAGCAUAUUGGGCAAUCCAAACUUGGAAUUUUGACUUAAAUAAUGCUGGAGAGAAAAGGUUACUUCAAUUAAAUGAACUUGAAGAGAUAAGGUUGGAUGCUUAUGAGAAUGCUAAGAUUUUUAAGGAAAGGACUAGAUUUUGGCAUUAUAAGUAUAUUAAAAGAAAGGAGUUUAAAGAGGGUGACCAGGUUUUAUUGUAUAAUUCUAAAUUUAGACUCUUUCCUGGAAAGUUGAAAUCAAGAUGGUCUGGUCCUUUCAAGGUCGUCAAGGUUUAUCCACAUGGAGCUAUGGAUAUUUGGAGUGAAAAUUCUGGUUGUUUUAAAGUUAAUGGUCAAAGGCUCAAGAUUUAUAUCACAGGCCAGCCCAUUGAGAAGGGAACAAGUUGGUGGAGAUUUUCAAGCAAAUGUGAACAUGAUGGAGUGAAAGGCCAUUUUAGUUGCAACAUUUUGAGGAAAUUGGUGAGAAAUAUAGGAACUUUAAUGAACCUUGCUCUUGUCGUCUUAGUGGAGGUGCAGGAUGUGUAUUCCUUUGCUGAAAUCCAGGCAAUUGUUGCUUAUUCUGCUGAUAUGGAUUUCCUUGUUGUUAUGGUUGAAAAUUCUAAAUUGGUCCUUAGUUUUGCUGAUUUUCCCAUGAAAAAUUGGGAUGAUUCCUCGAAGUUGGAUUAUAUGUUUAAGAAUAGGGGUUGCCUAUAUGCUUAUUUCCAUAAUUAUCAACAUAUGCAGGAUGCUCUCCAUAAUCUUCUCCACAGCUAA